Molecule: messenger RNA, 820 nt
Organism: Annulohypoxylon truncatum
Lineage: Eukaryota; Fungi; Ascomycota; Sordariomycetes; Xylariales; Hypoxylaceae
Exons: 2
Coding region: 1-531 (176 amino acids)
Biological process (GO): translation; ribosomal small subunit assembly
Cellular component (GO): cytosolic small ribosomal subunit; ribosome
Molecular function (GO): structural constituent of ribosome
Source: RefSeq, a predicted model, not a curated record
AUGCAGCCGACAAGGUGGCUACUGAAAGGCCGAUCAGUGUGGAAAGGCAAGCUCCCUUCCGAACCUCUAACCUCCAACACAUGGGCCUCACAUCGUACCGUAAGAACUUCAGAGAUACCGAACAUAAGCAAGGGACUAACGCAAGACGCGAACCCCCCAUAUAGGCUUCCCAUCGUCCGCGUAGUCCCCGGCCAGGACCCCAAGCCGAUUAUGACGCAGGCCCGCGCCGCCACCAUCCUGCCCAGCUUCGUGGGCCUCAAGUUCCAGGUGUACAACGGCAAGGAGUACUACGACGUCGCCAUCACCGAAGAGAUGGUCGGCCACAAGCUCGGCGAGUUCGCCCCGUACGUCUCGUCUCCCCCUCAGCCCUCCGUAUUCUGUUCAUACGCAAGCGAAGUCACUAAUGUUGCUGUUUACCUAGGACGAGAAAGCCCUUCAUCUGGUCGAGAGCGAAGUAGAGUGGGAACGAUGAGGUUGAGAGGUGGACAUACCCCGGCGUUCGAGGCGAUUGGAGGGGCAUUUACGAGCUAAUGCUCUGCCUGUAUAUCACGCACAAUGCAAAUGUAAAACAUUCUCAACGGAGGCAGACAGAUCAUGCGCCAAUUCGUGACACCUGUUUGUUCGUAUGCAAUUUAUUCCGACAGUCUGUACGACUGCCGGCGCCUUGUACAAUCGAGAGCUGGUCUUUCACUGCCGCAUUGCAGCUGAUGAAGCGCACAGCAAAACAAAGCCUAGCCUAGUCCUAUGUGAAAAGCGAACACAAAAGCCGAUCCUGAACGCCAAUGCCUGAUACCCUAGCCCUGAUCAUAAAGGAUGCUAG